AUGUCUUUUUGUUUUUCUUUCUUUUUUUCUUUCUUUCUUUCUUUUUUUUUUACAUUUUGUUUAUUCAAUUUGCUCUUCCUUCCAUUUUCUUUCUUCUUUUUUCCUCUUUCUUUCUUUCUUUCUUUCUUUGAUAAUUCAUCUUUUCUCUUUCUUUCUUUCUUUCUUUCUUUCUUUCUUUCUUUCUUUCUUUCUCUUUUCUUCCUUUUUUCUUUCUUUCUUAUAUUUUUCUUUCUUUUUCUUUCCAUUUUUACUUUGAUACUUUUUAUUUCCUUUCUUUCUUUCUUUUUUAUAUUUUCUCUUUUCUUUCUUUCUUUCUUUAUUUCUUUUCUUUUUUUGAUACUUUCCCUUUUCUUUCUUUCUUUCUUUUUUUCUUCUUCUUAUUUUUUCUUGUUGCUCAAUCGCCACCUCCCCCACACAAAGAAGGAAAUAUUUAUCAUCAUUUGUUCCAAACCUGAGGCACCUGAUACAAAGAAAAUACCUGCUGAUUUUUGUCGAUUAGCUGAUGACGUCACAACAUGGUGA
This is a messenger RNA of Acanthosepion pharaonis, 522 nucleotides long. The record is from the annotation of a GenBank genome assembly. Lineage: Eukaryota; Metazoa; Mollusca; Cephalopoda; Sepiida; Sepiidae.